AGUACAUAGUUUCUACUUUCGGUUUGAUAUGAGUUACCUUCUUGACUCUCUCGAGACAAAAGAGGACAUUGACAGAGCUAUAACAAAGACUACUGAUAUUGUGUUGGUACUGAGAUUUGGGAGGAAUGAAGACUCAACAUGUUUACAGCUGGAUCAUUUGCUUGCCAAGUGUGCAGCAGAGCUUGCCAACAUGGCGCGGAUCUUCAUUGUUGACGUCGACAAGGUUCCAGUGUAUACCAAGUAUUUUGACAUCACCCUGAUUCCCUCCACGGUCUUCUUCUUUAAUGCUCAGCACAUCAAGGUUGAUUGGGGCACACCAGAUCAUACCAAAUUUGUUGGAAGUUUUCGGAACAAGCAGGAUUUGAUCGACGUGGUAGAAGUUAUUUACAGAGGAGCAAUGAAGGGCAAGGUCAUUGUAACUAGUCCUCUUGACCCAGCAAAUGUACCAAAAUACGAACUUAUAUACAAGGAUAUCUGAAGCAAGUGAUGUUAGCAACCUACCGAAAUACUAAUUUGCACAGGCAUCUGAAGCGAGUUGUAUCAGUAACCUACCCAAAUACAUACUCAUAUACAAGGACAUCUGAAACAAGUGAUAUCAGUAACCUGCCCCCCC
Magallana angulata is the source of this 613-nucleotide messenger RNA. RefSeq names its product thioredoxin-like protein 4B. The record is from RefSeq and is a predicted model, not a curated record. Gene Ontology annotation, cellular component: U5 snRNP; spliceosomal complex; U4/U6 x U5 tri-snRNP complex. Gene Ontology annotation, biological process: mRNA splicing, via spliceosome. NCBI's taxonomy places the organism in Eukaryota, Metazoa, Mollusca, Bivalvia, Ostreida, Ostreidae. The transcript is spliced from 3 exons. Bases 29 to 478 code for a protein of 149 amino acids.